Cyphellophora attinorum is the source of this 2373-nucleotide messenger RNA. RefSeq names its product Ubiquitin carboxyl-terminal hydrolase 2. The coding region runs from base 1 to 2373 and encodes 790 amino acids. The record is from RefSeq and is a predicted model, not a curated record. NCBI's taxonomy places the organism in Eukaryota, Fungi, Ascomycota, Eurotiomycetes, Chaetothyriales, Cyphellophoraceae. Gene Ontology annotation, molecular function: cysteine-type deubiquitinase activity; proteasome binding. Gene Ontology annotation, biological process: regulation of proteasomal protein catabolic process; proteasome-mediated ubiquitin-dependent protein catabolic process; protein deubiquitination. The transcript has a single exon.
AUGGAUGCAGCAGAGGGUUACAAGGCGCUGAGCAUCGACGACCGCCAGAUUGACGACGAGUCCGUGCUUGCCGCGUUCAUCGCAGCCACCGCCGAUGCGUCCGAACAAGAUGAAUUCUGGCGGAAAUGCCUCGAAGCGAUUGCCCUGGAACGAGAUAGCGCAACCCUCAAAGAGUACCUUCAAGGAAUCACGUCCAGUACGAAUGACGACCUUGGCUCCUCCACGCAACCUGUCGGCCUCGAGAACAUCGGUAACACUUGCUACUUGAACAGCUUGCUGCAAUUUCUCUUCACUUUGGUCGAGCUAAGACAGAUUGUCCUAGAUUUUGACCAAUACAAAAUGGAGGUGACGGAGGAGAAUGUCAACAAGAAACAAGUCGGACAGCGGAAGAUCAGCAAACGCGAGGUGCAAGCAGCCCAAGAGUUCGUCAUAACUCUUGGUAAACUGUUCCAAGGCAUGAUACAGACGCCUAAGUCGACAAUAAGGCCAGAGAAGGAGCUUGCACGGUUGACACUCGAGACCGAGAAGGCGAAGGAAGCACUGCGGCGACGGUCAACAAUUAAGACUGAUCGUCCAGACCUCAGCAACUUGGUCACGCCACCUGUACCAGCUUUGAAUGCGUCGGAAGAGUCUUCAGCCGUCCCUCGCGAAGAGAGAGAAGGUGCUCCGCCGCCUAAGAUGCCGGAAGCAUCAGAUGUCAGUAUGGGCGACAGCACUCUGUCCGAUAUUGUUCAGACUCCUCCCAGCAGCAAUUCUAGUGAGGCCACGCUCGUAUCUCGCCCAACAACGCCUGACAGCUUCGUCGUUGAGCCUGAGUCUAUUGAGAAACAGAGCGAGCUUCUGAAUAACAAGGAAAACUUCUCACCCACAAAAACAGAUAUUUCGCCGAAACAUGGCGAUGUCGAGAUGGUACACCCGGAGCCGUUACGCCCACAGUCUCCAUCCAAAGUCAAUGCCCAGGCAGGUGAUCUUGCACAACACGAAGAGAAUGUACAAGAGCCCAUGCAAUUCGCGCCGCCACCUGGAAAGCCUCCGCCAGUCCCGCCUCGCAGACCACUCGAGCCAAAAACCGACACACUGGAAGAGUAUGCACGGCAACAAGAUGUCAACGAAGUACUGGGACAUUGCUUGUUCCAAUUCUCAUACGCUAUUCAAGGGACUGGCACAGAGGCGUCCGGGGAACAGAAGGACAAGGUCCAUGAUAUGUUCUUCGGCCAGUACGCGCGCCACACUGUUCGCGAAAACGAGCAGAAAGAAUCUGUUGUGGUGGAGCCCUUCAAUGCCGCCUUGGCCAGAAUAUCGCACAAGCCAAAGGAUGUCUACGAAGCCCUUGAGUAUGAAUACGAUCUAGCGGAACGCGAAGGCGCUUCGAAAGAGUACACAUCAAUAACGCGACUGCCACCAGUAUUCAGUAUUCUUCUGAGUCGACUGGUCUGGGACAAAGAUGCGCAGCGAGCUGUGAAGCUUGACGACCAUGUUGAACUGCCAGAAACCAUCUUUCUGGACCGAUUUCUCGAGGCAGAGCCCGAUUCAGACCUCAUGCAGCGCAGACGGCGAGCAUGGUCAAUGAAAGAAGAGCUGAUACUCCUGAAGCAACGUCGAAGUCAUCUGGAAGAGAAAGUGGCUAACGGCCGCGACAUACCAACUGUGUUCACCGAAGCCAGAGCUGCUAUCGAGUGCUUGCAAAGCAAUUUGGAUUUCGUCGGUCCGGAGGACAAUCUGGAGGAGUUUGCAAGCAAUCUGGGCACUACCGCGACUCUCCUUGGUGCUAUUGGCGAAGACCUCGCUGCAGAGUCCUCCGCAGUCAACGAUCGAAUACAGCAUCUCGAGCAGCAGCUGAAGGAGUUGUACGUCGAUAUGCGAAAGCACCCCUACCGGCUACAUGCGGUCUUCUUCCACCGGGGCCUCGCCACAAGUGGCCACUACUGGGUUUACAUCUACGACCACAAGCAGGAGCGCUGGCUCAAGUAUAACGACGAGCGCGUGGACGUUGUGGGCAAUCUGCAAGAGAUCUUCGCUAAGACUGCAGGAGGAAGUCCCACGGCGCCUUACUUUCUGGUGUACAUCGAUGCCACCAAGCUCGAUCUUGUCGAGACCGUCAAACGAGAUAUCGUUCACGACGAAGUGGACACAGCUGGCGCCGCUCUCACGGAAAUUGAAGGCUGGCGGAUGGAAGACGUUCAGCAGCAUGGGCAGCCUCAAAGUCAAAUACAGGCCCUGCCGCCGCCCGCGAUCGGUCAGGAAAUGGUUCAGAUCAAUGGCGCGGGCUCCAGCACCAAUUGGAGGAAUGCCGAUCCCCGUGAUCUCCCGGAAUCGGCUACCUGGGAUGACAGCCAACUUACUAGAAACAAGCCGGUUAACUGGAGCCAAUAG